GGGGGGCGCGGCGCGGCCCGCUCCCGGCCCCGGUCCCGGCAGCCCGUGCGGCGGCGCAGGCGCGGAGCGGCGGGCGGCAGCCAUGGCGUCGGGGUGCCGGAUCGGGCCGUCCAUCCUCAACAGCGACCUGGCGGCGCUGGGCGCCGAGUGCAGCCGGAUGCUGGACUGCGGGGCCGACUACCUGCACCUGGAUGUAAUGGACGGACACUUCGUCCCGAACAUCACCUUCGGCCACCCCGUCGUGGAGAGCCUGCGCAAGCGGCUGGGCCAGGAGCCCUUCUUCGACAUGCACAUGAUGGUGGCCAGGCCGGAGCAGUGGGUGAAGCCGAUGGCUGUCGCUGGCGCAAACCAGUACACCUUCCAUCUGGAGGCCACGGACAACCCGGGGGCGUUGAUAAAAGACAUCCGGGAGAACGGGAUGAAGGUUGGCCUGGCCAUCAAACCCGGCACUACGGUUGAACACUUGGCACCUUGGGCCAAUCAGAUAGACAUGGCUUUGGUGAUGACGGUAGAACCUGGAUUCGGAGGGCAGAAAUUUAUGGAAGACAUGAUGCCAAAGGUUCAGUGGCUGAGGACACAGUUUCCCUCGUUGGAUAUUGAAGUGGAUGGAGGAGUUGGACCUGACACCAUCCAUAAGUGUGCAGAGCUUCAAGCAUUAGCCUGGCUCUGAUCUCUCAGCCUGUUCCCACCACCAGCGGGUUCCUCACGACACCAGCAUUCAUGCAAAACCGAAAAAGCCCUGGGGCUACCGAAAAAUCGCGUAUCUCAGUGGCUGGAGCAAAGACGCACAGAAUAGAGACAGCACGCAGGGCACAGGGCCUGGUCUGCUGCAAGAAGAUAAUCGAUCAGGGGUGCUGCUGGUGAGGAGCACAGCCUGGGGCUUCCCGAAAAGCAUCUCCCUUGACACGUGCACGCAGCAUUCUCCAUCUGCCCCUGCCAGAUGAAGGGGCGCUGCAGGUAGGUGAGAAAUGCAAACCCAGCCUGUUCAUGGUCACCCCUCACCUGAUGGCAAGUGAGCAGCCCCAUGGUGGGGGAGCGGGAGGAAGAAAUGCUCUGGCGCAGUUCUCCAGCCGUGCAGUUGCUCGGGCAGCUCUUUGUGCCAAGGCAGGUGCCAUUUGCUGUCACAGGUCAAGCCAGCUGAGAGGCAGCUGUUGGAGAAGAGCCCUCUGACAGUGGUGGGGUAGUGACCAAGUAGGCAUUUUUAUAGUUUCUCCAGGGAUUUUUUUCAGUCUCCUGGCUGCCUGGUCUUUCUUCGCCUAGUGUUUUUAUUGCUGCCUUGUGAGGCAUGAGCUGGUUCCCACAAUGGCUGACAAGAACAUCUGAGGAGGGGACAAAGAAAACAUGUUUACCCUUGCUCCUAUUGAUAGCUGCUUGUGCAGCCCCUGCAGCUGGCAAGGUAACAAGCAGCUGCCUGAGACACUGGAGACUGACCCAACAGCAACAGAAGGAUUCACCAGCCCACCACAGCUGGGCUGGAACAGCAACGCAGGAACGGCUUUACACCCCACCAGGUUGCCCAAGCUUGAUUAAUCCAGCUCCUUUUGCACGGGUUUUUCUGGCCUCAUUUUAACACCCUUUCUUUCCCACCCUGCAGUCUAGAAAAAACUCUCCUCUUGCUCUGGGAUUGCAUUUCCAUUUCCUGACAGCACCUUCAGGACACAUAAGGCAGGCAGCUGGAUGGUUUACUUGCUCUGCCCCAUCUCUUAAAUUGCAGAAACUCCUCACGCUGCCCCAGGGAUCAGACAGCAGGAAGCCCUGACCUUACACCAAAGCUAGUCUUAAUGUAUGGAUACAGGUAUGGAAAAGACCUGCAAAACAUUUGGGACGCAAAACAUUCAGAAACCAUUUCCCAGCAGCAGCUGCACAUGCAGGACGAGAUGGAAAAAUCCACAUCUGCAUUCAGACACCGGGGGGCUCAGCCUCACAGCACCCACGCAGCUUCAGCAGGACAGGCAAGCUCAGCGCCACUGCCAUUGCCGUGUGCGCACAAAGCCGUUCUUGGGCCAAGCAGGGCUCUGUGCCCAGAGGAAGCAUUACUGCUAUUUCUUCACUUCUAAAAGGCCAUCAAAUUCAGACUACAUACAACAUAUAUAGAAAUAACUUUUAAUUAAAAAACCAACCUUGCAUCAAAGAUUAUUGUAUCAGACAUUGAGGCAAGAUUCAAGUUUAAGACAAACCAGUGUUAAAAAAGUGUUUAAAAAAAUAAUCAGAAUGUGCAAUAAACUACAAUGUAGCAAUAGGUUGUAGUGUUGAAACAUUACUGAACUGUUUUCAGAUGCCCAGUGUAUAUUUCCUGUCAUUUUGACCAAAAAACCCCAACUUGACACUAAAACUGGGUCACCUGUCCAGUGCCAUUCCAGAUAUUACAUGUGGAAGGAAAUUUUGCACAAAAACAGAGACUCCUAUAAAAUUGCCUUCAACUGUCCUACACAGAAAAACUCCCUGUUGAUGGAUUAUACCUACAUUCAAUAUUUAAUCUUUGUUAAUACCUCUUGAGAUUGCAGAUACAUUCCAAACUAUGCUAUUUCCAUGCAAGUUUAAACAACUUGUUUGUUUCCUCACUGUGAUCUCGCUGGGAAAUUAAAAAUCUAUCCGGAAUCACAA
This is a messenger RNA of Columba livia (rock pigeon), 2604 nucleotides long. RefSeq names its product ribulose-5-phosphate-3-epimerase (gene RPE). Bases 83 to 670 code for a protein of 195 amino acids. Gene Ontology annotation, biological process: pentose-phosphate shunt, non-oxidative branch; pentose-phosphate shunt; carbohydrate metabolic process. NCBI's taxonomy places the organism in Eukaryota, Metazoa, Chordata, Aves, Columbiformes, Columbidae. Gene Ontology annotation, cellular component: cytosol. The transcript has 6 exons. The record is from RefSeq and is a predicted model, not a curated record. Gene Ontology annotation, molecular function: D-ribulose-phosphate 3-epimerase activity; metal ion binding.